AUGAAGGAGAUCACGAAACGCUUGGGUGCUGUCGGUGCCAAUCACCUUCCAGGAUGGGGACCGCGUGAUCCUCACUGUGCCUGGUUGGAGACGCUGAAAGUUAUGACUGCCAACCGAUGUCCAUCCAUCAGGACUGACCAGUCCGCUCCACCUGCACUGUUCGCAACGUCUGCUGUUGCUAUCAAUGAUGAUGAUGAUGAUGAUGAUGAUGAUGAUGAUGAUGAUGAUGAUUUCAUCAUCGAGUGGCGUGAUUUCACCAAUUGGUUAACUCUUGCCAAGGAGAGAAAAUACACACUAGUACCGGAAAAAAAUCAACUUACGGCCGUGGCGAUGAUGGUCCCUAGUCCGCCGGUUGUUGCAGCUGCUACAAUGAUACACACGAAUUGGAACACUCCGGUGAUUGUUAUACACAUGAACUCCUGA
This is a messenger RNA of Opisthorchis viverrini, 423 nucleotides long. RefSeq lists its product as hypothetical. The record is from RefSeq and is a predicted model, not a curated record. The coding region runs from base 1 to 423 and encodes 140 amino acids. NCBI's taxonomy places the organism in Eukaryota, Metazoa, Platyhelminthes, Trematoda, Opisthorchiida, Opisthorchiidae. The transcript has 3 exons.